AUGGGUCGAGAAUCACCAAUUCCUCCAAUGCUGCGGUUUAGAGAAUCUGGAACAAUCUCUGUGCGUAAGGGUCAAGGCCGGAAAAGCAUACUGGAUGCCUAUCUGAAUGUGAGGUUGGUGAAUGGUGACAGUCGUUGUGCUGGUAGAGUUGAGGUUCUUCAUGAUGGUCAAUGGGGAACAGUGUGUGGUGAUUAUGGUUGGGAUCUGACAGAUGUUGCAGUGGUGUGUAGAGAGCUGGACUGUGGAGAGGCUGUAGAGGCUCUGCGUGAAGCUCACUUUGGAGAAGGAUCAGGACCAAUCUGGUUGGAUGGUGUGAACUGUAAUGGAUUAGAGACCACACUGGAGAACUGUGGAUCAAGUGGAUGGGGUGUUCAUAACUGUGGUCAUGAUGAAGAUGCUGGAGUCAUCUGCUCAGGUCACAAAGCUUCAAGACUUGUGAAUGGACCUCAUCUGUGCUCUGGAAGAGUUGAGCUGCUUCAUGGUAACACCUGGAUGUCAGUGUGUGAUGCUGUGUUUGAUGAUCAGGAUGCAGAGGUUGUGUGUAGAGAGCUGAACUGUGGGGUUCCUGUACAGCUGCUGGGUGCAGAUAUUUUUGGUAAAGGAGAGGGGCAGGUGUGGACACAAGAGAUUCAAUGUACCGGUGAAGAGUCUCAUAUAUCUCUCUGUCCAUCAACGCCUUCUUUCAAAGACAACUGCACACAUGAGAAUGAUGUAGGACUGAUAUGUUCUGGUUACUUGGAGCUCAGACUGGUGAACGGCUCUGAUAUCUGCUCUGGUCGAGUUGAGCGUCAGUAUUUCAGUAAAUGGGGCUCAGUGUGUGAUGAGUGCAUGAAUAUGAGAGCUGCCAAUGUUCUCUGUAGAGAGCUGAAUUGUGGGAUUGCUGUGUCUGUUGUGGGAGUGGACUGGUUUGGAGAGGGAUCUGGUGAAAUCUGGGCUGAUGUGUUUGAUUGUCAGGGGAAUGAAACAAAACUCUCAGAAUGUUCAAUCUCUUCAUGGAGUCGAGCUGAAUCCUCUCAUAAACAAGAUGUUGGAGUCAUUUGUUCUAAUUCCUCUCUGUCUCUUCAUGAUGGUCGAGUGAGGUUGUCUGGAGACAGAGAGUGUGAGGGUGAGGUGGAAGUUUACAUUCAUCAGGUUUGGAGGAGAGUUCUGCUGGACUCCUGGAGUCUCACUGAAUCCUCUGUGGUCUGCAGACAGCUGGGCUGUGGCUCUGUGGUGAACUUCACUAACUCCUCUUCAUCCAGUGAUGAACACAGUUAUGAGUGUGUGAUGGGCUUCCAGUGCUCUGGGACUGAAGAUCAUCUGAGGAACUGCAGCUCUCCACAAACUCUCAACUGUAGCUCCAGACAACUGCUGUCAAUCACCUGCCUUGGUCAGCAGUCCAUCAGGUUGGUGGGUUCUGGUGGAGAUUGUGCAGGAAGGCUGGAGGUUUUUCACAAAGGCUCAUGGGGUACAGUGUGUGAUGACUUCUGGGAUAUUAAAGAUGCUCAUGUGGUGUGCAGACAGCUGCAGUGUGGAGUGGCUCUCAGUAAUCAGCCAGUACCAGCCUGGUUUGGUCCUGGUUCUGGACCCAUAUGGGUGGAUGAUGUGGACUGUGAGGGGAAUGAGACGUCACUGUGGAGCUGCUCUUCACGGGUCUGGGGAGAUCAUGACUGUAACCAUAAGGAGGAUGUAGGAGUCGUGUGCUCAGAGUUUAAAGAGCUCAGGUUAACUGAAGGCUGUGGAGGGAAUGUGGAGGUUUUCUACAAUGGAUCCUGGGGUAAUGUUUGCUGGAAUCAGAUGAACAGAGACACAGCGAGUCUGAUCUGUCAAGAGCUGAACUGUGGAAGAUCUGCCAGUGAAUUCAGUUCUUCAGAUGCACUGAGGUCUCAGAAUUGGUUGGAUUAUUUUAAAUGUCGAUUACAUGACUCCACUUUAUGGCAGUGUCCAUCUGCACCAUGGGGACAGAAUCACUGUAAUGAAGAUGAAGUGGCCAAAAUGAUCUGCUCUGGUGAGAUGAAAUUUAACGAUCUUGUGAGGUUUCUAAUUAUUAUGUCAUCUCCUCACCAGAGACAAUGUUCAAAUCAUCUUCCUCUCAGACUGAGUGAAGGGAAGGGUUUGUGUUCGGGGAGACUGGAGGUUUAUCAUAACUCUGUGUGGGGUUCAGUCUGUGAUGAUCUGUGGGACAUCAGAGAUGCUCAGGUGGUCUGCAGGCAGCUGGGUUGUGGAGCAGCAUUGAGUGUUGAUGGGAAUGAAGCGUUUGGUGCUGGUGAAGGUGUUGUGUGGAUGAACAGAGUCGAGUGUAGAGGGACUGAGAUUCACCUGUGGGACUGUCCUCAUGUCCUGAAACAUCACACUGACUGCUCACACAAAGAACAAGUUAGACUCAUCUGUGCAGAAUACAAGGUUGAAUAUUAUGAUGAUGUCACUAAUGAUCUGAAAGGUUUAUCGAGGACGUGA
Molecule: messenger RNA, 2436 nt
Organism: Paramisgurnus dabryanus
Lineage: Eukaryota; Metazoa; Chordata; Actinopteri; Cypriniformes; Cobitidae
Source: RefSeq, a predicted model, not a curated record